GGUGUCUUCCGCGCAUGCGCACUGACGUCCCUUCUGUCAAAAAUGGCUGUGCUUUGGAAGCAGGAAAAAUGCUGAAUUGUGUUGGCACAGCUCGGGAAAAGCGGCAGACAUGGCUAGAUUGGCCGACUACUUUGUUGUUGUGGGAUACGAUCAGGAAAAAGCCGGUUCAGGAGAAGGAUGCGGGAAGAUUAUUCAGCGAUUCCCCAAGAAGGACUGGGAGGGGACCGCCUUCCCUCAGGGAGUGGAGAUGUUCUGCCAGCCAGGGGGUUGGAAGUUGUCUUGGGAGAGGAAAGCACCCACGUUCUUCACUGUCGUGCUGACAGAUAUCGAGUCAGAUAGACACUACUGCUCCUGCCUCACUUUUUAUGAGGCUGAGGUUAAUCUACAGGGAUCUAAAAGUAUUGAGGUUGAUGAGGAUGAAGAGGUGGAAGAGGAUUGUUUGAUCCAGCCAGCUCAGGUGUUUGCACCAAAAAGUCUCAUUCUGGUGUCCAGAUUGGACCAUCCAGAAAUAUUCAGGGGUUGUUUGGGACUGAUCUACACUGUGUACAUUGAUAGCCUUACUGUUCCUUUAGAGAGUCUGGUGGCCAAUCUGUUUAUAUUCCAGGUCCCUGUGGCUGGCGGAUCCCAGAAGCUGUUUAGCUUGGGAGCAGGCGACCGACAGCUAAUCCAGACACCUUUGAAUGACACAUUACCUGUGACAUGCAAGAGUGUUGCUCUGCUCUUCCAGCAAUUAGGUAUUCAAAAUGUUUUAAACCUUUUUUGUGCGAUUCUGACCGAGCACAAAGUUUUGUUCCACUCCACCAGUUACCAGAGGCUUGGGGAGGCGUGUCGCGCUUUGGAAGCUCUCAUGUUUCCCCUCAAAUACAGUUAUCCCUACAUCCCUAUCCUGCCGUCACGUCUACUUGAGGUGCUGAGCUCCCCGACGCCCUUUAUCAUCGGUGUUCACUCCAUGUUUCAGAGCGAAAUCCAGGAUUUGUUGGAUGUCAUCAUCGCGGACCUGGAUGGAGGAACAAUAAAAAUCCCAGAGUGCAUCCACUUGUCUCUUCUCCCUGAACCUCUGCUCAGCCAAACACAAGCCGCCUUGUCACUAGUAUUGCAUCCUGAUCUGGAGAUUGCAGACAAUGCCUUCCCUCUACCACGCAGUACACCCUCCAACCUCAAAUUGUUGGACAAGGAGGUGAGGGCCGUGUUCCUCAGGCUGUUUGCACAACUCUUCCAGGGCUACAGGUCAUGCUUGCAGCUCAUUCGCAUCCAUUCCGAACCCGUUAUUCACUUUCACAAGACUGCCUUUCUCGGCCAGAGGGGCCUGAUUGAGAACGAUUUCCUCACCAAGGUCUUGGAUGGCAUGGCCUUCGCUGGCUUUGUCUCAGAGCGUGGUCCGCCUUACCGAGCUUGUGAUCUCUUUGAUGAGCUUGUGGCCUUAGACAUUGAACAUUUUAGGGAAGAGGAACUCAAUCCUGCAAAGUUCCAGAGGCGCAUCAGAGAACUCUCAGAGCAACUUUACAGAAAUGAAAUUCCGAAUCCUCACAUGGCAUUCCAAAAAGUUCCUAGACCGUCGGAGGGAUCCCACCUCCGGGUGCACCAGGUACCUUUUCCCCUGUUGUGUGAAGAUCAAGUGGAAAAGCUGCUACAGGAGGGUGUGGCCAAACAUGCCAAUGCACUCCCAUCGACACGGCUUGAGAAGAAGUGUGUUGUACCUGCUGGUCCUCCUGUUGUUUCCAUUAUGGGAAAGACCGGCUCGGUUUUUAACAGUGCUCGCAGGCUCGAGGUAGUGAGGAGCUGCAUAUCUUUCAUCUUUGAAAACAAGACCCUCGAGACCGAAAAGACUCUUCCUGCUGCUCUGCGGGCCCUCAAAGGCAAAGCAGCUCGCCAGUGUCUGACUGAGGAGCUAAGUCUUCAUGUCCAGCAAAAUCGGGCCAUACUUGACCACCAACAGUUUGACUACAUCAUUCGGAUGAUGAAUUGUGCCUUGCAGGACUGUUCCAGCUCAGAGGAGUACACCGUGGCUGCCGCGCUGCUGCCACUGUCAACAGCUUUUUACAGAAAACUGAUUGCCGGGGUGAACCAGUUUGCCUACACCUGUAUACAAGACCACCCCAUUUGGACCAACCAGCAGUUUUGGGAGGCCACUUUCUACAGCGAGGUCCAGAGUCAGAUCCGAGCCUUGUAUCUCAACACCCCGCCGGAGAAGUGGGGCAUCGCUGCCACGCUGACGAGUGUGACCACAGCGCCCGCAAAAGACGAGGAGCAGACAGCUAUGGACCUUGCAGCCGAACAGCUGCGCUUGUGGCCCAACCUGAGCAAAGAAAAGCAGCAGGAAUUGGUGAAAAACGAAGAGAGUACUGUUUUCAGCCAGGCCAUCCAUUAUGCAAGCCUCAUGGUCUACCUGCUGGUUCCUUUGGACACUAGCAAGAACAAACUGCUUCGCAAUGCACCGGCAGCUGACUGGGAAAGCGGCAGCAACAGCAUCGUCACCAACAGCAUCGCCGGCAGUGUCGCAGAGAGCUUUGACACUGAAAGCGGUUUCGAGGACUCUGAGAACAGCGACGUAGCCAACUCGGUAGUCAGAUUCGUGGCUCGAUUCAUCGAUAAGGUCUGCACUGAAAGCGGAGUAACGCAAGAACACAUCAAGAACCUCCACAGCAUGAUCCCAGGCGUCGUCGCUAUGCAGAUGGAGGCUCUAGAGGCAGUUCACAGGGAGAGCAGGAGGUUACCGCCCAUUCAGAAGCCAAAAAUUCUACGUCCAGCGCUACUUCCUGGGGAGGAGUUCGUGUCUGAGGGGGUGAGGGUACUUCUCGAUCCCGACGGCAGGGAAGAGGCUACUGGGGGCCUGCUGGGAGGCCCGCACAUCCUACCAGCAGAGGGUGCCCUCUUCCUCACCACGUACCGCAUCAUCUUUAAAGGCAUCCCCCAUGACCCAUUGGUGGGGGAGCAGGCAGUGAUCAGAGCUUUCCCAGUGUCCACAUUGACGAAGGAGAAGAAAAUCAGCAUUCAGAACCAACUGCAGCAAAACAUGCAGGAGGGUCUCCAGCUCCGCUCUGCAUCAUUUCAGUUGAUAAAGGUGGCUUUUGAUGAAGAGGUGAGCUCGGAGAUGGUGGAGAUGUUCAGGAAACACGUACAAAGGCUCCGAUACCCACAAUCAAUCUUCAGCUCCUUUGCAUUUGCCGCAGGGCAAACUCAACCUCAGCUUAAUCUUCCAAAGCAAAAAGAAAGGAACACUGGCUUUAGAACACUAUCCAAAACUAUUGUCAAGGGAGCCAAGAGAGCCAGCAAGAUCACAAUGGGCCGUGGUAGCCAGACCACAUUGAAGAGGAAUGACAGAGGCAGCAGAAUGACCUGGCACGAGGAUGAUGACAUUUCCAUUUCGGAUGACGGCGAGCCUCCGCCUAGCAGUACGCUGAGAACAUCAGAGAAGUCCACCAUGGAGCAGCUAGUGGAGCAGUCCUGUUUCCGUGACUACCAGCGAAUGGGCUUGGGGACCAUCACUGCCAGUUCAUCUCGCUCAAAGUCGGGCGACCAGUUCAGAAUCACGGCUGUUAAUAGACUUUAUUCCCUUUGUCGCAGUUAUCCGGGACUUUUGGUGGUUCCUCAGGCCAUACAAGAUAACAGUUUACACAAAGUGGCACGUUGCUACCGACACAAUCGUCUGCCUGUCGUGUGUUGGAAGCACCCCCGUACCAAAGCCGUGCUGUUGCGCUCGGGCGGCUUUCAUGGCAAAAGUGUUGUUGGAUUGUUUAAAUCACAGAAUCCCACUUCACCAGCACCUGCAUCGUCCUCUGAGUCAUCUAGUAGCCUCGAACAAGAGAAGUACCUACAAGCAAUCUUGGACUCGAUACCCAUUUACCACAAGAUGAACGGCCAUAGCACCCUCUCUAACCGCUCCAUCGUAGGCCUUUCACCAGGGAGCGAAAGGAGAUUAUCCAGAAUGCCGAAAAUGGCUCCCGUUCAUUUAGACAUCCCAUUUUCAAACAGCUUUACCAGAGGAGUGCUUGAGUACAGAGAUAAACUAUUUACUCACUCAAACCCAAAAGCUACCAAUAAGGAAAGAAUCCACAACCAAGGCGUGUGGGCUAGCCUGCGCUCCAGCAGCAGCAGACUCAGCCAGCAUACUUCUACAGUGGAUGUGGGAGCUAGACUAGCAGGGAAGGAUUUGGCGCCCCCUGCAGGGAGUACCAGUCUACAGGCUCAGCUUCUCAAACAGCAAGCUGCCUUCUACGUCUUUGGUGAAAAGUCACAUUUGAAGGGCCUUAGAGUGGACACCUCUCUGAACUGCGAACUGGUGCCGGUGGACUUUGCGGACAUGCGGCAGGUGAAAAGCUCCUUUAAGAAGCUUCUGAGGGCAUGCGCACCCAGCGCCAAUUCCACCGACUCUGAGGACUCCUUCCUCAAAGCCUUGGAGGACUCAGAAUGGAUUUUGCAGCUUCACAAGAUCUUGCAGCUGGCUCUCAACCUGGUGGAGCUCCUGGAAAGCGGAUCAUCUGUGCUGCUCAGUCUGGAGGACGGCUGGGACAUCACCACACAGGUGGUGUCUUUAGUGCAACUGCUGAGCGACCCUUUCUACCGAACCCUGGAAGGAUUUCAGGUGCUGCUGGAAAAAGAAUGGCUCUCCUUCGGCCACAAGUUUAGCCAGCGCAGCAACCUGAGUCCCAGCAGUCAGGGCAGCGGCUUUACACCUAUCUUCCUGCAGUUCCUGGACUGUGUGCACCAGAUUCUGAUGCAGCAUCCCGUAGAGUUUGAGUUCAACCAGUACUAUCUCAAGUUCCUGGCCUAUCAUCAUAUCUCCAAUCGCUUCAAGAACUUUCUGUUGGACUCUGACUAUGAACGCCUGGAACAUGGCUUGUUAUUUGAAGAUAAGGGUGACAAGCAGGCCAGGAAAGGAAUCUGCAUCUGGGAGUGCAUCAACAGGAUGCAUCGGCGAAGUCCAAUCUUCUUCAACUAUCUGUAUGACGCAUCAGAGAGCGAAACCAUACUGAAACCAUCGAUUGCCAUCCCCAACCUCAAAAAGUGGGAUUUUUUCACGGACGAGACGCUGUCGACGGGGCCGUGUUACGACUGGCGACUGACGGCGGCGAGGUCGGACGCUUCUGAGGAGCCGCAGACCGUUUCCAGCAGCAAGCGGAGGAUCGUGUGGCCAUGCUACAGCAGCGUUAGCCGCGCUCAGCCCGACGCCAUCACCAAGCUGCUCGCCGACAUUGAGAAGCUGGAGAAUGAAGUGAACCAGACCCCCGAUAGGUGGCAAACCACUUUGGACAGAGUCCUCAUUUGUAUCCAGGAAGACUUCAAGCACGAAGGAAGUCUCUGCAAACAGUCCUUGUCCAUUUCCGGCCUGAUUCCCACAUCCAGCCUUCAAGCUCUCCAGCGGCGCUCCAUGCUGCACCUGCCAGAGAGCGGCUUGGCGGGCGACCGCAGCACGGCUACGUCCAACGGAAUCAAUCGCCGCGCCGCCACGCUUUACAACCAGUUUACCCCCAAGAGCGAGGAGAACAGGUCGUUUGAGGGGGUCCUAUACAAACGAGGAGCGCUGCUGAAAGGUUGGAAGCCUCGCUGGUUCGUGUUAGACGUCACCAAGCACCAGAUGAGGUACUACGACAGUGGCGAGGACACCAACUGUCGGGGUCACAUCGAGCUGGCCGAAGUGGAGUCGGUGCUCAUUGCCACUCCGACCACCGGAGCACCCAAGCACAUCAGCGAAAAGGCCUUUUUUGACCUGAAGACAAGCAAGCGCGUGUACAAUUUCUGCGCAGCGGACGCAGCUAGCGCUCAGCUGUGGAUGGACAAGAUCCAGAACUGCAUCUCUGACGCAUAAACCUUCAAAUGGUCAAGCCAGGUCGCAGAUAGCUAGUCAACUCCCCUUUCGGACACUUUUACGGCGGGCGCGACCGUUUGCGAGCAAUUCGACGCCGUUUUGUAAUGGAGAAGAAGUUCUAUUUUCCUACAAGGAGAUGUUUUUACUGCUGCUUCAUGUUUGAUGCACAAUAUGCAAUCUGUUGCACUUAGAACCCAUAUGCACUCCCUUUUUUUCAGAUCUCCCAUUCACACUACAACAAAUCUUGGUUACAUAUUCAUUUUAAGAAGAGGGAAAAAAAACAA
This is a messenger RNA of Corythoichthys intestinalis (scribbled pipefish), 6090 nucleotides long. It is a transcript of the gene sbf2, whose product is annotated as SET binding factor 2. The record is from RefSeq and is a predicted model, not a curated record. Lineage: Eukaryota; Metazoa; Chordata; Actinopteri; Syngnathiformes; Syngnathidae. Gene Ontology annotation, molecular function: guanyl-nucleotide exchange factor activity. Gene Ontology annotation, cellular component: cytoplasm; membrane. The coding region runs from base 110 to 5806 and encodes 1898 amino acids. The transcript has 42 exons.